AUGACUCUGAAGAGGAAGCGAUCCAUCUCCGAGCUCUCCAGCUCCCCCGUCCGUCCGUCCAGCUCCUGUUUUACCUCGCCCGCCUCCAGCAUCAAUUUCUCCUUUAACUCGUUCGCCGGACCCUCGUCUCCCACGCCCAUGGCAAGGAACCCUGCCCACCUCAAUAGCCGCACCCUCAAACGCUUCCGUGACAGCCGCCCAUCAGAGGAAGAAGUGCAUCCCCAACGACAACAGCAACGAAGUGCCCACCCCUUCGUGACCACAUCGACUUCCUCCUUUCUGGAGGUUACCGUCGGCUCCAACCUCAGUUGCGUCAACUCCCUCGGUGGCCAUGGAUCUGGUGGUUUCGACGACGUGUGA
Scedosporium apiospermum is the source of this 360-nucleotide messenger RNA. RefSeq lists its product as uncharacterized. NCBI's taxonomy places the organism in Eukaryota, Fungi, Ascomycota, Sordariomycetes, Microascales, Microascaceae. The transcript is spliced from 3 exons. The coding region runs from base 1 to 360 and encodes 119 amino acids. The record is from RefSeq and is a predicted model, not a curated record.